This is a messenger RNA of Aspergillus niger, 1659 nucleotides long. RefSeq lists its product as uncharacterized. NCBI's taxonomy places the organism in Eukaryota, Fungi, Ascomycota, Eurotiomycetes, Eurotiales, Aspergillaceae. The record is from RefSeq and is a predicted model, not a curated record. The coding region runs from base 1 to 1659 and encodes 552 amino acids. Gene Ontology annotation, biological process: transmembrane transport. Gene Ontology annotation, molecular function: transmembrane transporter activity. The transcript is spliced from 4 exons.
AUGGAGAGAUCCGACAGCAUUUCUCUGCGCAGCAUCGAGGCCUCUCAGCCCCAAGAACAGGCCACCGACAAGAACGAGACCAAAGACAACAAUCAAGGUGCAACAACCGCAGCUCCAGCUCCCCAGUACCCAUCAGGGAUCAAAUACUAUCUCGCAGUUGCAACCUUGUGUCUGGCAAUCUUCCUCGUCACCUUGGACAGCACCAUCAUCGCGACGGCGACGCCCUAUAUCUCCGACGACUUCCACUCUCUCGGGGAUGUCGGCUGGUACAGUAGCGUCUACACCAUGCUCAUCUGCACGACCCAACUCCUCUUUGGCAAACUCCUCGCCCGCUACUCCGUCCGCUGGAUAUACAGCAUCUCAAUGCUCUUCUUCCUCGUAGGCUCCGCCGUCUGCGGCGCCGCGCCCAACUCCCACUCCCUCAUCAUCGGCCGCGCCCUGGCCGGCGUAGGCUGCUCAGGUCUCCUAGUCGCUGCCUUCUCUCUCGUCCCGAUCCUCGUCGCCCCAGCCAAACGCCCUAUCAUCCUCGGUCUUCUCUCAGGCUCCCGCGGACUCGCCACGACAUUCGGACCUCUAAUCGGAGGUGUUCUCACUGAAAAGGUCUCCUGGCGGUGGAACUUCUACAUCAACCUCCCCAUAGGCGCCGUCAUCCAAAUUGCCUUUUUCCUUCUAGUCCAUCCGCCCAAACGAGACCACGAAGCCUUCACCUCCUGGACAGAGUUCCUCAGGACCCUCGAUCUAUUCGGUCUCGUGGCUCUUCUUCCAUCCAUCGUCUGCCUCCUUCUAGCCCUGCAAUGGGGCGGCCUCAAAUACGCCUGGCAAGACGCCCGUAUCAUCGUACUGCUAGUCCUAGCAGGCAUCCUCGCCAUUGCAUUCAUCAGCGUCGAAAUCUGGCAAGGCCCCAAAGCCAUGCUCCCUUCGCGGGUCUUCACUCAACGCACCGUCUCAGCAGCAUCCUUCUUUGGUUUCUGCACAGUCAGCGCCAUCUUCGUGCUCACUUACUACCUCCCCAUCUGGUUCCAAGGCGUCAAAUCCGCCAUCCCCAUCCAAUCCGGAAUCUGGACCCUCCCGUGGGUAAUAACCAGCACGAUCGUCUCCCUCGCCGGCGGGAUCCUAAUGUCCAAAGUCGGCCACCCGGACUUAUUCAUGGGAAUAGCAACGAUCUUCGGCGCCAUAGGCUCCGGCCUCUUCACCUCCUUCACAGUCGACACAUCCACAGGGAAAUGGAUCGGAUAUCAGAUCAUCUUCGCCAUAUCGUCGAGUCUAUGUAGUGUGACCCCGUUAAUGGUGGCGCAGCAGGCACUGCCGUUGAAGGAUAUUCCUAUUGGAUCGGGGUUGGUGAUGUUUUCGCAGACAGUGGGAGCGUCUAUAUUUGUUGCCGUCGCCCAAGCCCUCUUCACGAAUGAGCUGAGUGCCGGGUUGGAAGGGACCGCUGUGGGUAGUGGACUUGACGUGAGUAGGUUAUUGUCUGGUGGGAUUUCAACCCUUACGGAGGGGUUGUCCGGGCAAGGGAAGCGGGCGGUGUUGGUGGUGCUGAAUGAGGCGUUGACGAGGUCGUGGCAGCUCGCGGUGGUGUUGGAAUGCGUGGCGGUGAUUGGGGUGCUGGCGGUGGUGCAUGGGAUGAGGAUGAAGAGGGUGGGUAGUAGUACUUCGUUGUAG